This is a messenger RNA of Megalobrama amblycephala (Wuchang bream), 3314 nucleotides long. RefSeq names its product aryl-hydrocarbon receptor repressor a (gene ahrra). Gene Ontology annotation, biological process: regulation of transcription by RNA polymerase II. Bases 180 to 1913 code for a protein of 577 amino acids. Gene Ontology annotation, molecular function: protein dimerization activity; nuclear receptor activity; transcription cis-regulatory region binding. Gene Ontology annotation, cellular component: cytoplasm; nucleus; transcription regulator complex. The record is from RefSeq and is a predicted model, not a curated record. The transcript is spliced from 9 exons. Lineage: Eukaryota; Metazoa; Chordata; Actinopteri; Cypriniformes; Xenocyprididae.
GUGUGUGUGUCUCAGAAUCGCGUGCGAAGAGUCCGGCGUGUCAUUCUGUGGAAUCCGCCACCUGAAACACAGUAUAUAACAGCAAACACACACACACACACACACACUCACACACACACACACUCGAGUCUCUCCAGCUCAUUCUGCGCGCGAUCAUCACAGCAGAGCAUCUGUUGAAGAUGAUUCCACCUGGAGACUGUCUGUACGCGGGGAGGAAGAGGAGGAAACCCAUCCAGAAACACAGAAAACCAGCGGCGGUGACUGAGAAAUCCAACCCGUCCAAGCGUCACCGCGACCGCCUGAACGCCGAGCUGGACCGGCUGGCCAGUCUGCUGCCCUUCUCACCCGAGAUCAUCUCCAAACUGGACAAACUGUCCGUCCUGCGGCUGAGCGUCAGCUACCUGCGGGUCAAGAGCUUCUUCAGCGCAGCUGCUCAGGAAAACCCUCAUGAGAAACACGCGAGCGGGAAGGAGCGCAACACGACGGACACAUGCGUCCCUGAGAGCCAGCUGCUGCUAGAGUCUCUAGCAGGUUUUGCGCUGGUGGUCAGCAGUGAGGGGAUGGUCUUCUACGCGUCCUCCACCAUCGUCGACUACCUGGGCUUCCACCAGACAGAUGUGAUGCAUCAGAACGUGUUUGAUUACAUUCACGUGGACGACCGGCAGGAGUUCAGACGGCAGCUGCACUGGGCCAUGAACCCCUCGGCCCAAAGCUCGGAGCAGCAGUUACCCAGCGGCACGGGUGAAGAUUUUGUGGUCAGCACUUUGUUUCAGUCCGAGGAGUCGGGCGGCAUUCCUCCAGAGUUCUCCUGCUUCCUGAACCGCUGUUUCAUCCUGCGCGUUCGCUGCUUACUGGACAGCACGUCUGGAUUUCUGACGAUGCAGUUCCAGGGCCAACUGAAGUUCCUUCACGGUCAGAGGAAGAAGACGGCGUCCGGAGCGGCUCUUCCUCCUCAGCUGGCGCUGUUCUGCGUGGCCGUGCCGCUCCUGCUGCCCUCCAUCGCUGAGAUGAAGAUGAAGAGCAGCGUGAUGAAGGGCAAACACAAGAACCCUGCCGUUCUCACCUCAUUAGAUCACAAUGACAGAGACGAUCCUCUCAGACGGUCACACAUGAUCCUCUCCAAAGACAGCGUCAAGUACAAGAGCGACGCUCACUACGGUCCGGACGAGCCUUUGAACUUCUGCAAGUCUGCGUCGAGCGGCCAGAAGUUCAUGAGCAUGGAGUGCGGCGCGUGGCCCGUGAGAAACUCCUCCGUCCGGACGGGUCACGGGGUCGACCUGCUGCCCGCUGCCCGGAAAUACGCACACUAUGGAAAACCGUAUCGAGCGGGGCCUGGAUAUUACAGCAACAGGGCCGACACGUUCGUGCCAAAGACGUACGGGAGCGACUACGGCGCAGACGCCAUCAAGAGUGAGAACUUCUGUUACGAAGGUCACGGCGAGGGAUACGACGCACACGUGAUGCCCGAGCCGCCCAUUAAGGUGGAGCAGGACUCGGACUCGGAGAACGGCUGCGACAUCUACGGACGUUACCCGAGCGGCUACGACGGCACGCAGAUGAAAGCAGAGGCCGAGUACGGCGAGCAGUUUUCCUCCUGUCAGCGGCCGAAGGGAACGGCGUACGGCAGCCACUAUCACAACGCUUACGGCGGAGCGGCUCGGCCUCUCAAGUGCGUCCUGAACAGAGACGCGCCGGCCUCCGGCUCGCUGAACUCUCACUGCGUGGAUGCCUACGCUGCCGACUACAAAGGGUACGUGCAGCACGACUACAAAGCGGGCUACGAGUUCAAAGGUCACGGGAUCCUUCACUGCAUCAAACAAGAGCCGGCGGAUCCUCCCCACUGGAACAUGAUGACGAACUGUAUGACGAACGGCGGCGCAAACAAGAUCAACCCGUACGUCUUCAUGCAGUAGCGCUCUUCGUCCAUUCUGUCACCAAUCCUUCUGGAACUGAUUUCAAACCCACGAUCAUCCUGACACUGCAAAAAAUGAUGUUCUUCAUCAGUGUUUCCGUUUGGUUUUCCAGUUCACAUAUCUAAACGUUCUUAAAUCAAGAUGCAUUUAUUGGAGAAGCAAAAUGACUGAAGAUAUCAAGUCUUAGAAGAAAUGAAGUGACAACGGCUGAGUUCAUGCUUGGAACAAAAGAACAAAUAUCUGUCAGUGCUGUAUCUGUAUUUUUAUGACUCCAUUGGCAGAUAUUUGUUCUUGUUUCAUUUUGAUCAGUAUGUCAGAAAACAAGACGUAAUAUCUAAAUGUCUAGUCAUUUUGCUUGUAUCUUGAUUCAAGAAGGUUUAGAUAUUUGUACUGAAAAAAAGACAAAAAUACUAAAUAAGAAAACCAUUUUUCUGAGUUCUGUCAGUUUCAGGACGUGGUUUCGGUGCAGUUCGUGAGUUCGUUCACUGAGCUUUCAUUAUAUUUUCUUCUGUGCACUUUUUAUAUAAUGAGGCUAAUAUUUCUCUCUGUUCAUCAAACAUGGACGAGGAGAAAAUUACUAACAAGAUUCACAUUUAUGUCGAGGACGAAGAUUCAUUUCAAGAGUUUAGUACAUCAUUACAAUCAAUGUUUGACUUGUAUAUUUAUACAAACACUUGUUUUAUUAAAGCAUUUCAUCUGCAUGUUUAUUAAGUAUUGAAGUAUAAAAACUGAAGGACUUAAUCUGAAGUUAGUGUUCGGCUAUCAGCUUACAAGACUCCAUAUUUGACAGAAACAUUCUUAUAUCUCAUAAAAUAGCCAAACGUUGAAAAAACACCCAACUAAUAUGUUGAAGCAGAUCAGUAAUUAAAAAAUUCAAUAAUAAAUAAUGGCAAUUAUUUAGGCUCAUUUCAAACAUUUUACCGUUAAAUUCACUUCAGCAUUGAUAAUAAUGCCAAACGUUCAAUAGAGCACGGCUCUAAAGUUUCGGGCUCGUAUCUAUGACUUUAUAUAAAACUACUGUUUUAAUAUAUUUGUCAGUAAGUAAAGAUAAUAACGAUAAUAGUAAUAAUGCACUUGCACUACCGGGGCGAAAGAAAACCUGCCGAGACACGACGUCAUUGUGACGCACGGCUGUAAACGCUCCGGUGUUCACGAGAGAGUUUUUGGAAGGUUAAUUUGUAUUUAUUGUUUAAUGGCAAAUAUCAAAGGCCUUUUGCACUUUUUCAGGAAGGAUUUUAACAUGACGUUUUGCCACUGGCAUUCAAUAUGGACAAUAAAUAUUAACAGAAGAUACAAUAAUCUUUUACACAAGUUUGUAGCUGCAAAGCAGCAACAAUCAAAUGUGGGUCUUCCUGUUAUAUUUAUUACUUUUAUAAAAAUAAAAAUCUUGUAUGACAAAAA